Molecule: messenger RNA, 485 nt
Organism: Lacerta agilis (Sand lizard)
Lineage: Eukaryota; Metazoa; Chordata; Lepidosauria; Squamata; Lacertidae
Gene: PLA2G1B
Product: phospholipase A2 group IB
Exons: 4
Coding region: 30-470 (146 amino acids)
Biological process (GO): lipid catabolic process; positive regulation of fibroblast proliferation; phospholipid metabolic process
Molecular function (GO): phospholipid binding; signaling receptor binding; calcium ion binding
Source: RefSeq, a predicted model, not a curated record
CAGCCACUAGGACUUGGACACCUGACAAAAUGAACCUCACCGUUCUCCUAGUCCUCCUGGCAUCAGCGGGCACUGCCCAUGCCGUCCUCCGGAACCUGUGGCAAUUCCGUAACAUGAUCAAAUGCACCAUACCAUCCAGUGACCCCCUCAGGGAUUACAACAACUACGGCUGCUACUGCGGCUUGGGGGGCAGCGGGACGCCAGUUGAUGACCUGGACACCUGCUGUCAAAUCCACGACAACUGCUAUUCCGCAGCCAAGAAGCACCCGGCCUGCACUUUCAUCCUGGACAAUCCUUACACAAAGACCUACUCCUACACCUGCUCUGGCACCGAAAUCACCUGUACAGAAAAGAAUAACGAGUGCGAGGCUUUCAUCUGUAAUUGUGACCGCAGCGCCGCCAUCUGCUUUGCGGGGGUGUCGUACAACAAGGAACACAAGAACAUGGAUACCAGCAAACACUGCGAGUGAUGUUUGGGGAAACCC